AAGUCUCGUGUCGUCACGAGCCGUAUAAUAUUUGUUUCUUUGUUUUACUCUGCCUUUUUUUUGCUUUCGUCGUCGGUAGAGAGAGAGAGAUUGGUUGUUUGUUGACGAAGAAGCUUCAUCGCUCUCUCUUCUCUUCUUCUGGAACUUUUCACCGUCUUUCGAUUGUCAACGCGUUUCUCAUCUGCGAUUUGCUUAUAUUUUGACCAGACGAUUUCUCGAGCUUUCAAUACUCUUUCAGAUCAACAAUCAUGGCCAGCGCUGGAAACAAAAACAUCAACGCGAAAUUGGUGUUACUUGGAGAUGUUGGUGCUGGAAAAUCAAGCCUUGUGUUGCGGUUUGUCAAAGAUCAGUUUGUUGAAUUCCAGGAAUCAACCAUAGGCGCAGCUUUUUUCUCUCAAACACUGGCUGUGAAUGAUGCAACUGUGAAGUUUGAGAUUUGGGACACAGCGGGUCAGGAACGUUACCAUAGCUUGGCUCCAAUGUACUACAGGGGUGCAGCUGCUGCGAUUAUUGUCUUUGACAUAACAAAUCAAGCGUCAUUUGAGAGGGCGAAGAAAUGGGUGCAGGAACUGCAGGCACAGGGCAACCCUAAUAUGGUGAUGGCCCUUGCUGGAAACAAAGCUGAUUUAUUAGACGCAAGGAAAGUGUCUGCAGAGGAAGCAGAGCAAUAUGCUCAAGAGAACAGCCUUUUCUUCAUGGAAACCUCAGCGAAGACUGCAACAAAUGUCAAAGACAUAUUCUACGAAAUCGCGAAAAGGCUACCACGUGUACAGCCAGCAGAAAACCCAACAGGAAUGGUUCUCCCAAACGGGCCAGCAGCUACGGCAGUGAAUUCAUCAUGUUGUGCUUAAGAGAGAUCUCUCUUGGUUAGUCACAUAGUAGAAAACAUCCGAGACCUUAUGUGUUUGCUGCUUCUUCUUCUUCUUCUUACUUUAUGUGUUUGCUUCUUCUCUUGACAUUGUCGCUUGACUUUGCUUGCAUUGACAACAAAAGUGUAUAUCAUGAUAUUUCCACCUUGUGGAAUCUGAAGAUAUUUGUAUUUGAAGAGGUUUUGGAUCUCUUUUGUAAUUAGAUAUAAUAACUUAGUUUGUAUGCUU
Eutrema salsugineum is the source of this 1097-nucleotide messenger RNA. Its product is annotated as ras-related protein RABF2a. The coding region runs from base 249 to 851 and encodes 200 amino acids. The record is from RefSeq and is a predicted model, not a curated record. Lineage: Eukaryota; Viridiplantae; Streptophyta; Magnoliopsida; Brassicales; Brassicaceae. The transcript is spliced from 7 exons. Gene Ontology annotation, molecular function: GTPase activity; GTP binding.